AUGGGGUUUAAUUAUAAAAAAUUUUUUAUACCAAAUUGUUGUAUUAAAAAAGAGGAUGAUGGUGGUUUUAUAACACCAAAAAUAAGAAGAUCACCAAAUUAUUGGGUAUUAUUUGAUAAAAGAAUCAUCCUUACAUAUUAUUAUAAAAAUAGUUUAAUAUCAAUUUUUUUAAUGACUUUAUUUGUUUUUAUUCUUCAAUUUGAAACAUUACCUAAACUUUAUAAAGAUAAUACUUUUUUAAUAAAUAUUAUUUGGAUUUUUUAUGGAAUUUUUAUAUAUCUUGUCAUACGAAUUAUUACUACCGACCCUGGUAUCAUUCCUAAAGAUAAAUUUUCGGAAAAACUUCGACGUCUUGUAGUUGAAGAGUCAUUAUUUAUGUCAAUAGCAACAUAUUAUAGAAAUGAAAAAAAUUAUUGUACUGUAUGCCAUCAUAAUAUGCCAUAUAAAACAAUUCAUUGUAAACGAUGUAAUUGUUGUGUUCUUGAUUUGGAUCAUCAUUGUAAAGUUUUAGGAGUAUGUAUAGGAAAAAGAAAUUAUCAUUUUUUUGUUUUAAUGCUUUUUAUUUUAUUUAUUAUUAAUUUAAUUGGAUUAAUAAUUUCAACAAUCUUUUUUUAUGAAAAAUUUAUAUCUGUAUCAUCAUCUGAGUGGAUAAAUAUGUUAUUUUUUAAAUAUCCUUUAUCAGGUGCAUUACAAUUUACAACAUUAUUAUUACUAUUUCCAAUAGUUUAUAUGAAUAUACUUCACUGUAAAUUAAUAUCAUGUGAAGUAGGGACAUAUGCAUAUUUUAUUAAUAUUUUACAUCCAUCACAUGGAAGUGAAAUAAAAAAAUUUAGCUUCAAAAGGAUGUUUUUAAAUUAUUAUAAACUUUUUAAAAAACCUAUACAACCAAGUUUAUUAAGAAUAGGACAUGCAUCAGAUGAUAAGCUUUCUUCAAUAAUAAGAAAUUAA
Messenger RNA from Strongyloides ratti, 948 nucleotides. Its product is annotated as Palmitoyltransferase. The coding region runs from base 1 to 948 and encodes 315 amino acids. Gene Ontology annotation, biological process: peptidyl-L-cysteine S-palmitoylation; protein targeting to membrane. The transcript is spliced from 4 exons. Lineage: Eukaryota; Metazoa; Nematoda; Chromadorea; Rhabditida; Strongyloididae. The record is from RefSeq and is a predicted model, not a curated record. Gene Ontology annotation, cellular component: Golgi apparatus; endoplasmic reticulum. Gene Ontology annotation, molecular function: protein-cysteine S-palmitoyltransferase activity.